Messenger RNA from Cyclopterus lumpus (lumpfish), 1092 nucleotides. Its product is annotated as WEB family protein At4g27595, chloroplastic-like. The transcript has 8 exons. NCBI's taxonomy places the organism in Eukaryota, Metazoa, Chordata, Actinopteri, Perciformes, Cyclopteridae. Bases 55 to 1044 code for a protein of 329 amino acids. The record is from RefSeq and is a predicted model, not a curated record.
ACCGAGGGAAUCGGAGUGAGAGCCGAGAGCGGCCCGAACGCGGCGGGGUCCGUCAUGAGGAGGUUCUUCCGAGCGCACAGGGACGAGGACUACAGUCAGAUCCAGUAUCUGACGGCCAAGUGCACCCGGCUGGCUCACGACAAAGCGGUGCUGGACAGGGAGUCCCUGGUGGCCAGAGACCGGGACAGGAAGCUGCGGAGCGACCUGGAGGCCGCCGCCGCUCGACUGCGCCGCCAGGAGCAGAUGAACGUGGAGCUCAGGGCGAGAGAGGAGCAUCUCAUCGGCAAGAUCCACCGGCAGCAGCACCUGGUGGACCUGCUGCAGCAGCGCGUGGUCCUGCUGGCGGAGGCGAGCUCCCGCGACGGCGAGCUGCUGCGGCAGGUCGGCUCGGAGCUGCUGUGCCUGCAGAGCUCCGAGGUGCAGAUGGAGGGCCUGGUGGAGGAGCUGCACGCCGAGGCCCAGCACAGGGCCGCGGUGGCGGUGGGCCUCCAGACGGAGCUGCGCGUCGAGGCCCACCGCAGAGCCGCGCUGACGGGGGGCCUGCAGGCGGAGCUGCUCAGGAAGACAGCCGAGCUGGAGGAGCUGCAAGGCACCAACAGAACGCUGACGGAGAAGAUGGAGGAUUUACGCUCCGCUCAUCAGAAGGAGGUGAGGGAGCUGCAGCAGGACAACGAGGGCAGUCUGAGGAAGCUGCAGGGGACCGCGGAGCAGUUUGAGUGGCUCUGUCAGCAGCAGCGCCACUGGAUGUGUUGCAUCAAGAGAUUCAAAGACGGCCUGAUGGAGGAGAGAGACGCUCUGCUGCAUCAGGUCAUCAUGCUGAAAAAGAAGGUGGAGAAGCUGAAGAAGAGUUUAUGUGAAGACGGCCCCGCGCGGAGCGCCCACUGCCCCCUGCAGGACGCUGCACGCCGUGACAGCAGCGUGACGUCGUGGGACGCCGACGCGGUGGCUGACCUGGAGUCUCAGAUGGAGAAGUCCAACAUGCUGUAUGCGGAGCUCUUUAACCAGGCAGGGAGCCCCAUCAACGGACACCAAAGACCUCCCUGAGGAACCGAACCGCCCCCGGACUCGUCUUUUUCCUUCCUCGUCCCGCCU